Salvia splendens (bonfire salvia) is the source of this 1284-nucleotide messenger RNA. RefSeq names its product COBRA-like protein 6. The record is from RefSeq and is a predicted model, not a curated record. Gene Ontology annotation, biological process: plant-type cell wall cellulose biosynthetic process; cellulose microfibril organization. The transcript has 6 exons. Lineage: Eukaryota; Viridiplantae; Streptophyta; Magnoliopsida; Lamiales; Lamiaceae. Gene Ontology annotation, cellular component: plasma membrane. Bases 1 to 1284 code for a protein of 427 amino acids.
AUGUUGUAUUUGUAUGUGAGGUGUGAGAUUAAUGGAGAUGCUUAUGAUCCAUUAGAUCCCAAUGGCAACAUCACUAUCAGAUGGGAUGUCUUGCAGGAAAACGACGACUCCUCAAGAGAUAUAAGAAUAUCGAUAGUGAACUACCAGCUAUUCCGGCAAAUUGAGGAGCCGGGAUGGAAGCUAAGCUGGAGAUGGGGAGGAAGCGAAGUAAUAUGGAAUAUGUUCGGGGCAGAGGCGACGGAACAGGGGAACUGCUCCUUCUUCAGAGGCAAAGUUGCGCCACAUUGCUGCGAAAAGGAGCCCGUCAUCAUAGACCUUCUGCCCGCUGCACCUUACUCCAUGCAGGUCGCCAACUGCUGCAGAGCCGGAAUCCUCACAUCCAUCACUCAGCAUCCCAACAAAUACAUCUCCGCUUUCCUCAUGCACGUUGGGAUUGCAGAACCCAGCGACACGCCACCUGGGAUGCCAACCGCCUUCUCCAUUGGCGUCCCGGGAUACACCUGUGGCGAGGCCUUUCAAGUCCCGCCCACCAAAUUCACUAAAGAUCAAGGCCGGAGAACCACUCAGGCAUUUGCAACGUGGAAUGUCACUUGUUCGUAUUCGCAGUUUCGUGCAUCGCUUGCACCAAAAUGUUGCGUUUCCUUAUCGGCUUUCUACAAUGAGACCAUCGUCAAGUGUCCAAUGUGUAGCUGUGCUUGCCAUGAUCAACCUAAAUCUCAAUGUGUCAUGGCAGGGGCGUCGGGUCCUACAAUGCUGCAGCUAAGUCGGAACGAGCCGGUGGUGCAGUGCACGAACCACAUGUGCCCGAUAAUGGUGCAUUGGCACAUCAAGCAGAGCUACACGCAUUAUUGGAGGGUGAAAGUCACAGUGACAAAUCUAAAUUAUAUUAGGAAUUAUAGCGACUGGAAUUUGGUGGUGAUGCACCCUAAUCUCAGAAGUGUUGAACAAGUCUUCAGCUUCAAUUAUAAGCCUCUCAAUGUUUAUGAAAACACAAAUGAUAGUGGGGUUUUUUAUGGGAUUCAAAAUUACAACGACAGACUUCUGCAGUUAGGGAAGAAUGGGAAUGUACAAACAGAAAUAUUGAUGCAUAAAGAUAGAGACUUUACAUUUAAGGAAGGGUGGGGAUUUCCUAGGAAGAUUUCGUUUAACGGUCAAGAUUGUGUGAUGCCAUCGCCGGAUGAUUAUCCGAGGCUUCCCAAUGUCGCCGGCUCGUUUCAGGCACAACCACCCUCUAUGCUUCUUUUGUUGCUUCUCAUUAAUGUUUUUAUUCAUAUGUUGAUAUAA